AUCUAUAAGGUGAUCGUGGACGCCCGGCAAUCUAUUGACUUAUGGACCAGUGAAUUCAAGAAAUAUUUAGAUAUACUCACGAACAUAGAAGCAAAGACAGAUCGAAUUGCAUGUAUAGUUAAUGCUUACGAGCAUUCUAAGCUGCUAACUGGUGCACAUUUCGAGAUUCCACUUGAUUGCUUCUCCAGAGCGAGUAGUGAUGACAGUCUUCUUGGUGCUGCGGAUACAUUAUCAGGUUCACCAAAUAAAGGCGCGCAGUUGCCCUUGCUUCCUGAGGAAAUCGGGAGACGGAUGGUUACAUACACAGCACCAGCAGGCUGA
Molecule: messenger RNA, 321 nt
Organism: Opisthorchis viverrini
Lineage: Eukaryota; Metazoa; Platyhelminthes; Trematoda; Opisthorchiida; Opisthorchiidae
Exons: 2
Source: RefSeq, a predicted model, not a curated record